AGAUAAUGCAGUAUGUCCAGCAAUAGGAGCUGUAGAACUUGGAACACGGAGUCCUCCACCAGGAGGCCAUGUUGCAUGUUCGGUGAGCGGUGGCAUAGAGAUCUAUCCCCCAAAAGACGAUCGCGAGGAUAGUAUAUCGAUAGCAGGAGAGGGGGGCGACCCGUCGUCGAGUGAAGUAGCUUUAUGGACAUUUGAACUUCUCGCCCACUUCUUACUUUGUUAUCGUACGUUUCGAUUUUGUUUGCACUAGGCACAACUCAAUAAACUCGCGUAGCUUUGAAAUAACUCAAUCAUCUUCUAAUCUUCCACUCAAGCAAAGUCGUCGCUUUGAACCCGGGCCAGAAGAUGGUGACAGUGCGCAAGGCCAUUCGACAACCACCACACGCUCUAGCCUUGCAUUUAAAGCGGUUCAAGGCCGAUUUUAUAGCCAAACGGUUCGUAAAGAGGAGAGAAGAGGUACGCUGGCCACCGGAACUUGACUUGACGCCGUUUUAACAUCCUGAUUAUCUAGCGGAGCAAGAGGAGGAACAGAAGCAGAACGAAGAAAAGAGGAGCAGGGGCAAUGUUAUGAACAUAAGGAUGAAAGAGUUGCUGAGUAUUGGAGAUUAAAUAUGUCAUCACGAUGAUGUGAAUAACUCUUUGUGAUGCAAGUUCUAGUCUUGCUAGUUGCACAGGCAGGAAAGCGAUUCUAGUGCCAGUUUCGCGUGAGUGCUUUGGUUGAGAAAAUUUGAACAAUCCUCUAAGUUUCCUGCAGACACGUCGACAGUACUGACGGAAGCGCAAAUGGCUAGUAUGACCGAAGAGGAGAUGCUUGCGUGGGCACUGAAACAAAGCGCUGACCAAUCUACGGACGAAAUCGAUGUUGGUAAUCCUGGGGACAAAAAAGCCGAUGGUCAAAACGACAGAGCUCUUACAAAAAAAGGUGCUCAGUAUCAAUUACAGAGUAUAGUGGCUCAUUCCGGAGAUACGCCACAUUGUGGGCAUUAUGUGACCUGGUGCCGUAGAUGGGAGACCUCGACGUGGAUAUGCUACAACGACAGCACAGCGUCAGAGCAUGACAACCUGCCAUUGUCGGUAAAGACACAAGCCUACAUUUUGUUGUAUCAGAAGAAAGACAUGAAAGAGUAAUAAAUAAUGCCUAGCUAAUAUGCAUAUGAUUUUUUGGAAUGUCUUUUCGUCGUCGUCAUGGAUGCAAGCAUCAGUCGCGAUAAGCGGUUGUUCUUGAAAUAAGUCUUGUCCUCUUUGAUAGUGAUCUUGGUCUUGAAAUAAGUCUUGUCCUCGUUGAUAGUGAUCGUGAUCCUCUUGAGUAUACAUGCAUCUACACAUCUUGCGAAUCAUAGGUUGACCCUUUUCCAUUUGCGCCUUUGCUUGCCUUGACAGCUUGUUUGAAUUUCUUGAUACGGAAUAAAACAUUGCGGAAAAUUGUUAGUCCAUGUUGGGUCGAUCCUAGCUUGGGAACAGCCACUGAGGAAGAUUCCUUAUCUCCUUCUGAGUGACUUCUUAGAACCAUAUGGACCUUCGCAAAAGACCAAAAGAAUGAAAUCAAAGAAAUGCCUUGAAGUUGAGGCCAAGUAAAAAAAUUCCUCAUCCUCUGAGAGCC
This is a messenger RNA of Amoebophrya sp. A25, 1600 nucleotides long. The record is from the annotation of a GenBank genome assembly. Lineage: Eukaryota; Dinophyceae; Syndiniales; Amoebophryaceae.